This is a messenger RNA of Ipomoea triloba (trilobed morning glory), 2480 nucleotides long. RefSeq names its product phosphatidylserine decarboxylase proenzyme 2-like. Bases 282 to 2240 code for a protein of 652 amino acids. Gene Ontology annotation, biological process: phospholipid biosynthetic process. The record is from RefSeq and is a predicted model, not a curated record. Gene Ontology annotation, molecular function: phosphatidylserine decarboxylase activity; calcium ion binding. The transcript is spliced from 21 exons. NCBI's taxonomy places the organism in Eukaryota, Viridiplantae, Streptophyta, Magnoliopsida, Solanales, Convolvulaceae.
GGCGCGGUUUGGUUGCAGAAAAUUGCAGAGUCAAAUAGCCGAGCAGCUGGUGUGCAUCUUCGCGUCCGUCCAAGUCAAGAUCGAACUGGAUGGAAGCCCAGCCGCCGGCGAAUAUGAAUUCGGAAACUUCACUUUGAUCUUUUCCCAUUUUCAUAUUCAAUUUCUCAUGCCGUCUUCCCACCACGCGGAUUCACGCUUUCUUUCUCCUCACCUUCACGCACGGAAUCUCUCUCUCUCUCUCGCUCGCUUGAUUGCUCGCUCGCUCUCUGUUGCAUUCACGCAUGGGACACGCCGCCUCGAAAUCGGACACUUCCUCGUCGGACUCCGACUCCGGCGACAGUCAGAGGCCCUCCCGGAUCAGAAGGUUCGGUCAGCGCCUCCGCCUUCGUCCCCGCCUUCGCCCCAGCCUCCGUCGCCACUGCCGCCACGCUCGCAGGAAGAAGACGACCUCCGGUUCGCACUCCUCUAAGCUCCUCAGCGAAGAAGAUUUCGCCGGCAUCGCUCGCCUCCGCCUCGUCAAUGCGACCAUGAAAUUCAAGGACAAAUGGCUUGCUUGCGUUACGCUUGGUUUUCAAACUUUUCGAACUCACACGUCUGAUCACACUGACAAGCCUACUUGGAACUCAGAGAGGAAGCUCCUUUUGGAAAGCCAUGGGGCACAUAUUGCAAGAAUCUCUGUCUUUGAGACUAAUAAACUGUCCAGGAACAAUUUGAUCGGGUACUGCGAGAUUGAUCUGCUUGACUAUCUUUCCCGGGACUCUAAUUCUGAUAUUGAGGCAUUUGACUUAUUAGAUCCAUCAUCCCCUUCUGUUGUAGUUGGCUGCAUAUCUAUAUCAUGUUCUAUCCAGGAUCCAGUUGAAACCGAGAGAAGUUUUGUAAAGCGUAUCUUGUCUAUAGUGGACUACAAUGAAGAUGGAGAGCUUUCACUGGCUGAGUUCUCUGAUUUAGUCGAUGCAUUUGGCAACCAAUUUGCUGCUGAAAAGAAACAGGAGCUUUUCAGACAGGCUGACACGAAUGGGGAUGGCGUUGUUAGCUUGGAUGAAUUGGCUAUGCUUUUGACUGUUCACAAAGAACGGGAUCCUUUGAUCAACUGCUGCCCAGUUUGUGGCGAGGUUCUUGAACUUUCUGAUAGGUUGAACUGCAUGAUUCAUUUGACCUUGUGUUUCGACGAAGGAACUGGUAGCCAAGUUAUGACUGGAGGAUUCCUAACAGAUAAGCAGGCUUCAAGUGGAUGGAUGUUCAAACUGAGUGAAUGGGCUAAUUUCUCAACCUACGAGAUCGGUCUGAGAUCUGGAGCAAGUGCAUCGCGUAUCUUGGUGUAUGAUCGACGAAAGAAGAGGCUUGUGGAGGAAAUAAUCGACCGCAAGAUUAUGUUAGCAAUGAGAGCUAUUUAUCAAUCUAAGUUUGGUGUCGGCCUUAUUGGCAGUGGAGCAAAAGAAAUCCUGCAAAGCAUCUCAGAAAAACAAGGCAGAAAAAUGGAUUCUCUUGAAUCUGCUAAAGACAUAACAAAAUUUGUUGAAUUUUUUAAGGAUCAAAUCAACAUGAAUGAAGUCAAGUACCCAUUGGAGCAUUUUAAGACAUUCAAUGAAUUUUUCAUUAGAGAAUUGAAGCCUGGCGCAAGGCCAAUCGCCCGCUUGGAACACGAUUACAUUGCUGUAUGUGCAGCCGAUUGUCGUCUGAUGGCAUUCAACUCUGUUACAGAUAGUUCAAGAUUUUGGAUCAAGGGACGAAAGUUUUCCAUCCAAGGUCUUUUAGGGAAAGAAGUGUGUUCUGAUGCAUUCAUUGAUGGAAGUUUGGUGAUAUUUAGGUUGGCACCACAGGACUAUCACCGAUACCAUUCACCCGUCUCAGGAACUGUCAAAACCUUCAUUGAUAUACCUGGAUGUUUAUACACAGUGAAUCCUAUUGCUGUCAAUAGCAAGUACUGCAAUGUUUUCACUGAGAAUAAGAGGGUUGUAUCCAUAAUCUCCACAGAAGACUUUGGAAAGGUGGCAUUUGUUGCAAUUGGGGCAACAAUGGUUGGCAGCAUUACUUUUUCAAAGAAGGAAGGUGACUAUGUUAGAAAGGGAGAAGAGUUUGGGUAUUUCUCUUUUGGUGGAAGCACUGUGAUUUGCAUCUUUGAAAAGGGUUCAUUAAGGAUAGAUAAGGACCUCUUGGAAAAUAGUGCAAAAUCACUUGAGACAUUAGUUUCAGUGGGAAUGCAGUUGGGGGUGUCUACAAAGACACAGGAUUACUGCUAAUGCAACUGAUAAAGUUUGAUGAUACCCUAAAAUGAAAGAUGUUUACAGAUAAAUUAAAUGUAAUUAAUUAUUUGCGAUAGAAGCUAUGACAACAUCGGAUUACAUAGCAUUAAAUCAUUACCUCAUUUCAUUAAAUUAGAAUAAUUUUGGUAACUUAGUUAUUACGUACAUAUAAAUAGUGAUGGUGUAUAACAAUAGAAUCAUCAAAAUAUAAUGAAAAUAUCAUUUCAUCAUCUCUAA